AUGGCCUCCAACCCCGCCACCCUGCGCUCCCUCUACCGCAGCCUCCUGCGCGAGCUCCCGCCCCGCCCCAUCCUCGCCCGCAACCGAUCCCCCAUCCACGCCCGCAUCCGCAGCAGCUUCGCCGAGCCCGCCGCCGCGCACCCCGCCGCCGCCACCGAGGCCGCGCAGUUCCUCGACUACCUGCGCGCCCAGCGCGUCUACGCCACGCUGCUCGAGCGCUACAACCCCGGCAUGGGCAUGGACGAGGAGGAGCGCGUCCGGCUGACGGCGAGGAGGGUCGGCAUGGAUCUGCCCAAGGAGUUUGGCAAGCAAUGA
Molecule: messenger RNA, 315 nt
Organism: Verticillium dahliae VdLs.17
Lineage: Eukaryota; Fungi; Ascomycota; Sordariomycetes; Glomerellales; Plectosphaerellaceae
Exons: 1
Coding region: 1-315 (104 amino acids)
Biological process (GO): mitochondrial proton-transporting ATP synthase complex assembly
Cellular component (GO): mitochondrial matrix
Source: RefSeq, a predicted model, not a curated record